Messenger RNA from Cucurbitaria berberidis CBS 394.84, 1189 nucleotides. RefSeq lists its product as uncharacterized. Bases 69 to 770 code for a protein of 233 amino acids. The transcript has a single exon. The record is from RefSeq and is a predicted model, not a curated record. NCBI's taxonomy places the organism in Eukaryota, Fungi, Ascomycota, Dothideomycetes, Pleosporales, Cucurbitariaceae.
AGGAGGUCUUGCUAUACUGCGGCCGACAAACAGAGCCGAUAGAGGAGGACGAACGUCCUGAAGACACAAUGUCUCAGGACGAAGAAGAUGAGGACGAAGACGAGGAGGAUGAGACUCCCGACGGCAUGCACGUUGAUUGGCAAGCAAUCGACGAAAUGCACGGAGAGAAGCGAAAGUUGCCGAAGAAGGCAGGCGACAGCUUCCUCCAGUAUGUCGCACUGAAGAAGCGUACGCGCUUCAACCUCAUGCUUCCUGCCCGUCCUGUUGGAAAGAUUGACCAUCCCGGGUAUGCUCCUCUCGUGUCGGAUGAAGCGACCACAUCCAUUUCCCUCGCCAACAUUUAUAAAUGGAUCUUCGCACCGGGUGCGACGUUCAACUGGGACCGAACCAUGGUCGAUGUACCUGUAGAAGCAUCAAUGUCUGCAGAUACUGAGGCUAUUACCUCAGUCGCUGGCCCGGACACCGUCGACGAAAUGGAUACGACUCCAUGGGAACUCCCCGUAGAGGACAUGCCUGACCUUUUGGAGUUCACUCCCAGCCCGCCACCUAAGUCAAGGAAGCGCAAGUCCAUCGACGAAGGCUUGGAGAAGAUUGAAGCAGUCGACACUCGCGACAACAAGCGAUUGCGCAGGAGGAAAAAGCGCAAGUCCUUUUUUGGAGAUGCGAACGAGAGCGACCACGAGAGCAAUCCGCGGAAGCGUAAGUCCUGCGGCGAAGAAACGGAAGCAGUCGACACGCGAGACAACAAGCGUGUCAAAUUGACUCCAUAGAGCAAGGUCAGAGGCAAGGACAAGCGCUUUGUCCGGGGCAAGAUGUCGCUUCCUUCCCGCUGGCGCACGAGGAACGCAGCGCCCCAGCAAGAAGCUCUGUCCUGAGGGGUCAGACACUGCUCGGCUUCAGUAUCCUAGCAAAGCUACCAUCGCCAUUGAAACUUCGCUCAAUCAAACCAACACACGCCGCCAUCACUAGGCCAAGGAGGGAAACGUGAAGAAGGGCAAGGACACGAAGGAAAGGAAAAUGAAGAAGGAACGAUGAAGGGAGCUUGAGAAGGGAGGGAAUCGGCAAGGCACAAGGAAAGGAAGGACCUAUGCUUGCAAGAUUUGCAUUACUUAUACAUUACUUUUACUCUGCAACAGUUGUGGAGAAAUUACAAAGAACUUCGCAAGACUCGGUUGUGCAGACUUUUGUG